Molecule: messenger RNA, 922 nt
Organism: Momordica charantia (bitter melon)
Lineage: Eukaryota; Viridiplantae; Streptophyta; Magnoliopsida; Cucurbitales; Cucurbitaceae
Product: Sugar isomerase (SIS) family protein
Biological process (GO): glycolytic process
Molecular function (GO): glucose-6-phosphate isomerase activity
Source: RefSeq, a predicted model, not a curated record
UUUCCAGCUUGGGAUCGAACCUGCCGUUUGUUUUUUUGUUUUCUUUUUCUUGUAAUCGUAUAUCUUUAUACAUUCCAAUCCUUUUUUCCCUUUUCCUUUCUGAAUCCAUGCUAAAUCGAAACUUUUAUUUCGAUAAUUGUAGGAAGAAGUUCAGUUUCGUUGAAUGUUGUGCUCCAUUUUGGAUUUUGCAUACAGCGUAGUGGUCGAAUCUUGUGCGAAGAAGAGAAAACAAUCUCGAUUUUAUAUUUUCUGUAGCUAGGUCUGUUUCUGAAAUUGCGAAAGUAACGUCUGUUGUAGGUGAUUUUGCUUGUUUGAAAUGGCUUCCUCUGCUCUAAUCUCCGACUCCGAGGCAUGGAAGAACCUGAAGGCCCAUCUGCGUGAUUUGAUGAGUGAUGCUGCCCGAUGCAAAUCCAUGAUGGUCUGGUCUUCUCUCAGCAUCCUUCUUCCAUCACUGAAUGCUUACAACAUUGGUCAGCCUCUUGCUACCCAGGUCCGAAAGCAACUUAACGCAUCCCGAACAAAGGGAGGAUCAAUUGAAGGCUUUAAUUUCAGUACAACAUUGCUGAAGAGAUAUCUAGAGGCAAGUUCGGAUGUUCCAUCUGAUCUUCCUGCUCUUCUACCCAGAACUGAACCUGCUUCUGGCCAAGAGUUCUGAUAUUGAAUAACAUAAACCGAUUAUGUAUUUUCCUUAAGUUUAUGCUAAGAGUGACUAUUUCUUCCCCGAGAAAAUCUUCGAUGUUGUGCAAUGUGUACAAUUGCGGUGCCCCCUCUUCCGUCAUACUGAUCUUCCUCUUUAAGUCGGAAAUGGAUGAACUUAUUUAUUUUUUUAUUUUUUGGAUAAAUGGGAGUCGGAACUAUGCUCCCCUAUAAAGUGAUUCUGGGUGAGAAAGGUUUUUGAAUAGUUGAUUUUCCUUUAAGCUUU